Messenger RNA from Blastocystis hominis, 3510 nucleotides. RefSeq lists its product as hypothetical. The record is from RefSeq and is a predicted model, not a curated record. Gene Ontology annotation, molecular function: ATP hydrolysis activity; ABC-type transporter activity; ATP binding. Gene Ontology annotation, cellular component: membrane. NCBI's taxonomy places the organism in Eukaryota, Bigyra, Opalinata, Blastocystidae. Gene Ontology annotation, biological process: transmembrane transport. The transcript has 5 exons. The coding region runs from base 1 to 3435 and encodes 1144 amino acids.
AUGCAGAAUUUGGCUCGUCAUUUGCGUGAGAAGUACAUCCAUGCCCUUCUCCAUCAUGACAUUGACUAUAUUGAAUCGAAUAAGCCGAGUACCUUGGGUCAAGCUGUUGCGGAAGAAUCCUCUCGCAUUAUUAAUGGAUUGGGUCCGUCGAUUGGUCGACUCGUCCGAUCAAUUUCUACCUUUAUUGGUGGUGUUAUUGUUGGUGUUGUUCACAGUUGGCAACUUACCCUUCUGACACUGAUUGCUUGUCCUUUUCUGAUUUAUGCAGGAUUGGAGUUUGGAAAGGUGAUGGGAAGUUGGAUCCAAACCUUGAUGCGAGACCACAAGGAAGCAGACAGCAUUGCUGAAGAGAGUAUUCGAAACUACAAAACGGUGACCGCGUUGGGAGCCGAAUCUUCGAUGGAGAAAAAAUACCGCAAGGGAUUCCCUCAAGAACUCUAUGAUGCGGGCUGCGUCACGGACUUGAUAUCUUCGGUGGACGUUUGCUUCAGCAAUGCAACUCUCUCGGAUCAAUGCAUGGCGAUUUGUGAUCGCGUGUCUAGUUGUUGGUACCAGAGUCGGAAUGGGCAAUGCCUGGUUGGCGGAGAUUUCAUGGUCGUGCUCUGCGGAGUAUCGAACUUUUUGGGUUUGGCUGCUGCCUUCGGCGCCAUUCAAGCGAUUCAAAGCACGCGCGCGUCUGCGACCUGCUUUGUGAAGGUGAUUGAGCACGAAGACGCGAUGAAGUCUGGAUCGACCACUCCCAGCAGCAGCAAGGGAGACGUUGUGUACAAGAACGUGGACUUCAAGUACGCUUCGCGCGACACGCAAGUGCUGAAGCAGCUCAACUUCACCAUUCGCGAGAACGAAAUGAUCGGCAUCGUGGGCGAGAGUGGCAGCGGAAAGAGCACAAUCUUGAAACUCUUGAUGCGAUUGUACGCUCCGACGGCGGGAACGAUCACGUGGGACGGAGUCGAUGUGACGACGCUCUCGACGGCGUGGAUUCGCGAUCAGAUCAGCUACGUGGCGCAGGAACCCGUGCUGUUCAGCGGAACGAUUCGCGAGAAUCUGCUCUAUGGACGCGAGGGCUGCACCGAGGAGGAAAUGGUGGAAGCCGCGAAACUGGUGGAGGCCGACGCGUUCAUUCGAUCGUUCCCCAAAGGGUACGACACCUUUGUGGGCGAGUUGGGAAGCUCGCUGUCCGGAGGACAGAAGCAGCGUAUUGCUAUCGCCCGCGCGCUGAUUCGAAACCCGCGAAUUCUGGUGUUGGACGAAGCGACGAGCGCGCUGGAUUCGCAGAGCGAGAAAAUCGUGCAGAACGCGAUGGAAACGAUCCGGAGAAAGAACGAAGCGAAGGGAAAGGGACUGAGCAUCGUGAUCGUGGCGCAUCGGCUGAGCAGCAUUCGAUCGUGUAAUCGCAUUGUGGUGGUGGAGGAAGGAAAGAUCGUGGAGGAAGGCGAUCAUGAAAGCUUGCUAGCGAAGGGCGGAAUCUAUGCGGGAUUGUACAAAAGCCAAGAAACUUUAGAAAAGGAGGAAGAAGAAGGAGCCGAGGGAACGGAAAAGAAGGAAGAGAAGGAAGCGGAUGCAGAAGCAAAGAAGAAAGAAGAAAGAAACGAAAAGGAGAAAGAGAAAGAAGCAGAAGUUGCAGAUUCGAAAAAGAAGGACGAAAACGAAAAGGCAGAAAAGCCAAAGAAGUAUAAUCUCUUCUCUCUCUAUCAGUACUUUGGUACUAAAAAGUGUAUUUUCUGGAUCGCUUUCCUUGGCGUUAUCUUCACUGCUUUGUAUCCGGCUGCCUAUACCGUAAUCAUGGCUUCGAUGCAAUCCAUCGCGUACUCGAUGGAUGUGAACGAAAUCUGGAAUACCGGUAUGCUGUUGACCGGCUUAAUGGUGGUUGUGAUUAUUGUGAACUGCGCUGGCGAGCUGCUCUGGUGGGAUUUGUCGAGUGUUGUGAAGGAGAACAUGAUCGUAACGGUGCGGUCGAAGUCCUUCACGAAGCUUCUCUCCCAGUCUGUAGCUUACUACGAUGAGAAGGAGCAUUCUCCAGGUGCAAUCACUUCGGAACUCUCCAUCGAUGUUCGAAAGCUGCGCGACUUCAUGGAUGAAGUGGGAACCAUCAUGGAAAGCGUGAUCGUGUGUUUGCUUUGUAUCGCAUUCGCGUUUUCAUCGAUGGGAUCGUGGAAGUUGGCGUUGAUUUCGAUUGUGGUGUGUCCUGUUUUAUUCUCUGCGGAGUAUUGCCAAAACAAACUCGUGGCGAACGUGAUUUCCAAGAUCGACAGCAAUCUCACAGAGAAAUCCAGCGAGACAACGGACGCUCUGCUCAACAUCCACACGAUCCACGCGUACAAUCUGCAAGAUCGCAUCUAUGAAUCGAUGAUCCACGACCUGGAGCGAACCAAUCGUUUGUGCAAAUCGCGAAGCCUUCGAUCGGCAAUUGCCGACGCGAUUUUGUUAAUCUUCUCCAUGAUUUUCAUGGCAGUCGUUUUUGGAGCUGGCUCUAUUUUGAUUGGCUUCGAUCAGAUCAGUUAUCCCCAGAUGAUGAUCGUUUACAACACCAUUUUCUACAUGUCGUCCUAUAUUGGCGUUGCAAUGGGCAAAAUUCCCAAUAUGGCGUUGGCUCAGGAGGCAGCACAGCGAAUUUUCUCGCUGAUUGAAAGCUCGGGCGAGAAGGACGCGCUGCGAGCGCUUCCCGAGAAGGCGAAGGACGGAGCGAUCGCCUUCGAUCAUGUGUCCUUCGCGUAUCCCACUCGGCCCGACGCUCCGAUUCUUUCCGAUGUGUCCUUCUCAAUUCCCAAGGGAUCUUCCGUGGCUUUCGUGGGUCCCAGUGGGUGUGGAAAGAGUACGAUCAUUUCGCUGAUCCAGCGAAUGUACAAACCGGAGAGUGGCGAAGUGUUGAUGGACGGAGCCAAUGUGCAGAACGUCAAUUUAGACUCGUAUCGCUCGCUGCUGGGCGCGGUGAACCAAGAGCCCUGCAUGUUCAGCGGCACGAUUCGCGAGAAUUUGGUGAUGGGAUUGGAUCGUGAAGUGUCCGAAGCGGAGCUGAAGGACGCUUGCACGCAAGCUUUGUGCAUGGAUUUCAUCAAUGAAAUGGUGGACGGAUUCGAAACGGAUCUCGGAUCGACCGGAAAGUCGGUUUCGGGAGGACAGAAGCAGCGAUUGGCGUUGGCUCGCGCGAUUCUUCGAAAGCCGCACGUGCUGCUGCUGGACGAAGCGACGAGCGCGCUGGACAGCGAAAACCAGGACAAGUUCUUGGAGGCAUUGGAGAAGUGGCGAUCGACGCAUCCCUGCACGGUGAUCACAGUGGCGCACCGACUGAGCACGAUCGUGGACAGCGACAUCAUCUUUGUGGUGAGCGAAGGGAAGAUCGUGGACAGCGGAAAGCACGCAGAACUGCUGAAGAAGUGCGAGUUCUACGCAGCACUGGUCAAGGGACAGAUGGAAAGCACGCCGCAUGAAGAAUAGAUGGAAAGGGAGUCGAGGGAAUGAAUGAAUGAAUCUACAUAGUAGUAGUUAUCCACAUCCAUCGAAUCAUUCCUC